CUCUCUAUGUGAGCCAAAAAUAACAAGUUAUUGAACAUUACAUUUGAUAUCUCUGAUUUAUUUGCUGCUGUAUACAUGUUGCUAUUUUGCAUUUUUAAGCCAACAUAGUCAUUGCUUUUUCUCCAAUAGUACUGUUUCUCCAUUAACAUACUCAAUUACUCAUGUCAUUUUCAUUGCAGGAAACAUAACUGCAUAUAUAAGGACAAAAAGACCAGUGCCUAGUCCAAAAAUGUAUGAACAAAGUAGUUGCUUUGAUCCUGAUCCUAUGAUUGUACAUGGCACCCAAAUCGUUUCAGAAUCAGACCCUCCAAUUGAAGCAGUUAUAACUGGCACUGCAACAAGGACCAACCACAGGUUUGCAGAGAAUGUGGGUCUUUCUGUGGAAAGUUUGUCACACCCAUAUUCCUCUGGUGAAGAUGCUAUAACUGUUGCUGCUUCUGUUGAUACCACUACAAUGGAGAUCACAGCCUCACACCCCCAACAAAUGGAUUUUCACAAGGAAAAUGAAAAUCCAUACAACAAUCACAGCAAUGGCUUCAACAAUGGUUCAAGUCAUGACCUUUCCUUUCACCAAAACCAGCAUUUUCCUUAUACCAUACCAACACCAGAUCUUCUCAACCUUAUGCCAAGAACCCAAGCCUUUCCAUUUGGGAACUCCUCUGUUUCUUUUGAAAACACAAACUUGCCUGUUUUCUAUGACCCUUUGUUGCAUUUGAACCUGCCACAAGCACCUCCUCCACCCCAUGGAUACUACAACAACAACAACACCAUUCCACCUUCAAGGAAUGGAAGUUUUGUCUUUGGGGAAGAGGAAUAUGGCAUGGAACAAGAUGGGAGAGCUUUUGGGAAUGGGGUGUUAGAGUUCACUCAGGAUGUGACUUGUGCUGGUAAAAAGAGAGGAGGGAAAAGGGUCAAGCAAGUCACUGUUACCACUGAGAGACAAAGGAGAGAGGAUUUGAGUAGCAAGUUUGAUGCUUUGAAAGAUCUCAUCCCAAACCCCACAAAGACUGAUAGAGCAUCUGUGGUGGGAGAUGCUAUUGACUACAUCAGAGAGCUUCUAAGGACAGUGAGUGAGCUGAAAUUGCUGGCUGAGAAGAAAAGGCAUGAGAAACAAAGGAUCAAGAGGCAGAAGGUUGAAGAAGGUGGCUUGAAGAUGGUUCCAAUUGGUGACUCAGAUGAACACUCUUACAAUGAAAGCUUGAGAAGUUCUUGGAUACAGAGGAAAUCCAAAGACACUGAGGUUGAAGUGAGGAUUAUUGAUGAUGAGGUAACAGUAAAGCUUGUUCAGAGGAAGAAGAUCAAUUGCUUGUGGUAUGCUUCACAUGUUCUGGAAGAACUUAAGCUGGAUCUUCAACAUGUUUCUGGUGGACACAUUGGAGAUUUCUGCAGCUUUUUGCUCAAUAGCAAGAUAUGUGAAGGUUCCUCUGUUUAUGCAAGUGCCAUUGCCAGCAAACUCAUUGAGGUAUUGGACACAAGCUUUUCAGCAGCAUGACUCUGUGGUUCUUACUUGAAGCUACUGAUUGGAGUUGAUUUUGUUUCUUCCAUUUCUCAUUAUUAGUAUUUGUAUUUCCUAAGUUUCACUUGUAGCUUUAAAUUUUGAGUUUUGAAUUUCAAAGAAUAGGCAUAUAUAGUUGGAAACAAACAAGAACCAUAUUAGUUAAUUAGUUAAGUUCAAAGUAAUGUUGUUCUCCUUUAAAACAUCAAAGAGUUAUGGAGAUUAUUUUAGGAAAGAUCUGCAACAGCAAGCAUUGGCACACUACAGUAUAUGUGCUACAGGGUAAAUGGUGCAUGACAUAUUCUGAUGUUUUCAUGACUG
Molecule: messenger RNA, 1816 nt
Organism: Lotus japonicus
Lineage: Eukaryota; Viridiplantae; Streptophyta; Magnoliopsida; Fabales; Fabaceae
Product: transcription factor bHLH10-like
Exons: 3
Coding region: 230-1492 (420 amino acids)
Biological process (GO): regulation of DNA-templated transcription; anther wall tapetum development
Molecular function (GO): protein dimerization activity
Source: RefSeq, a predicted model, not a curated record